AUGCUCGCAUCUAUCUAUCGAUCUAUCUAUCUAUCUAUCUAUCUAUCUAUCUAUCUAUCUAUCUUUUCAUAUCUUUAUAUUUCUCUAACAGUCUUUUCAUAUCUAUCUAUCUAUCUAUCUAUCUAUCAGUUUUCAGCUGAGUAUGCUCGCAUCUAUCUAUCUAUCUAUCUAUCUAUCUAUCUUUUCGUACCUUUAUAUUUCUCUAACAGUCUUUUCAUAUCUAUCUAUCGAUCUAUCUAUCUAUCUAUCUAUCUAUCUAUCUAUCUAUCAUCUUUUCAUAUCUAUCUAUCUAUCUAUCUAUCUAUCUAUCAGUUUUCAGCUGAGUAUGCUCGCAUCUAUCUAUCUAUCUAUCUAUCUAUCUAUCUAUCUAUCAUAUGCUCGCAUCUAUCUAUCUAUCUAUCUAUCUAUCUAUCUAUCUUUUCAUACCUUUAUAUUUCUCUAACAGUCUUUUCAUAUCUAUCUAUCUAUCUAUCUAUCUAUCUAUCUAUCUAUCUAUCUAACAGUCUUUUCAUACCUUUAUAUCUCUCUAACACUCUUUUCAUAUCUAUCUAUCUAUCUAUCUAUCUAUCUAUCUAUCCACAGACACACACACAUAUACAUAUAUGUAGUAUCUAUCUAUCUAUCUAUCUAUCUAUCUAUCUAUCUAUCUAUCUUAGUCUGUUCCUAUCUAUCUAUCUAUCUAUCUAUCUAUUAAUCUAUCUAUCUAUCUAUCUAUCUAUCUAUCUAUACAAUAAGUCUACUAUUCCCAUUUUAUUCUUUUCUUUCAUUCUUUUCUUUCUUUCUUUCUUUCUUUCUUUCAUUUUAUCCAUAUUUUAUUAUUUUCCAAAUUUCUUUUUCUUUCUUUCUUUCUUUCUUUCUUUCAUUUUAUCCUUAUUUUAUUCUUUACUAAAUUUCUUUCUUUCUUUCUUUCUUUCUUUCUUUCUUUCUUUCUUUCAUUUUAUCCUUAUUUUAUUCUCUUCUUUCUUUAAUUCUUUCAUUUUAUCCAUUUUAUUCUUUUCUUUCUUUCUUUUCUUUCUUUCUUUCAUUUUAUCCAUAUUUUAUUAUUUUCCAAAUUUCAUUUUCUUUCUUUCUUUCUUUCUUUCAUUUUAUCCUUAUUUUAUUCUUUUCUUUCUUUCUUUCUUUCUUUCUUUCUUUCUUUCUUUCUUUCUUUUAUCCAUAUUUUAUUCUUUACUAAAUUUCUUUCUUUCUUUCUUUCUUUCUUUCUUUCUUUCUUUCAUUUUAUCCUUAUUUUAUUCUUUUCCAAUUUUCUUUCUUUCUUUUUAUCCAUAUUUUAUUCUUUUCUAA
Acanthosepion pharaonis is the source of this 1284-nucleotide messenger RNA. NCBI's taxonomy places the organism in Eukaryota, Metazoa, Mollusca, Cephalopoda, Sepiida, Sepiidae. The record is from the annotation of a GenBank genome assembly.